Onychostoma macrolepis is the source of this 2566-nucleotide messenger RNA. RefSeq names its product riboflavin kinase (gene rfk). Gene Ontology annotation, biological process: riboflavin biosynthetic process; FMN biosynthetic process. The record is from RefSeq and is a predicted model, not a curated record. Lineage: Eukaryota; Metazoa; Chordata; Actinopteri; Cypriniformes; Cyprinidae. The coding region runs from base 300 to 785 and encodes 161 amino acids. The transcript is spliced from 4 exons. Gene Ontology annotation, molecular function: riboflavin kinase activity. Gene Ontology annotation, cellular component: mitochondrion.
AAAAAAGAAAAAAAAAAAAAAAACCUGUAUGAUGAUGAUGAUGUUGAGUGCGACACACAGUUGACUAACCGGUCACAUUACGACAGGAAUCAACUUACUGACCUCUUAUAUCACUGAGGAUAUCACUUCUUCAUUCCAUCUCUAGAUACACACCAGCUGGGAUCGAAACUUAAAGGCUCCUCGCUAUAAAGCUGGGUAAACGGCGCAUUAGAUAAGAGAGAAGAGUCUAGAGUCAGCCGGUCACUGUCCGCUCCAGCGCUGGAUCUCUGGGUCACUUUAAACACUUUAAACGCGUCGACAUGAGGAGUUUACCGCAUUUCUGCCGGGGACAGGUGGUCCGCGGAUUCGGUCGAGGAAGCAAAGACCUGGGCAUCCCAACAGCGAACUUCCCAGAGUCGGUUGUGGACAAUCUCCCUGCUGACAUUAGCACAGGAAUCUAUUACGGAUGGGCACGCGUGGAUAACGGAGACAUUCACAAGAUGGUGAUGAGCAUCGGCUGGAACCCUUACUACAAAAACACUAAGAAAUCCAUGGAAACACACGUGAUCCACACUUUUGAGGAAGAUUUCUACGGUCAGAUGUUGAGUGUGGCCAUGGUCGGCUACAUUCGCCCUGAGAGAGGAUUCAACUCGCUUGACGAGUUGAUAGCAGCGAUUCAUAGUGACAUUGAGGAGGCGAAGAUAAAGCUGGACCUGCCUGAGCACUUAAAACUGAAAGAGCAUCAUUUCUUCAAGACGUCAGUAUCGACAACAGCCAAUCAGAUCUGUAACGGUCAUCGACUGUAACAUUCACUUUCACCAUCACCUAUUUAAAGCCUGUUUAGUACAUAUGCAGUCUGUUAUUUUUUUUAUGUUAAAAAGAUUUCUGUCCCCAUGUGGUGCUUUGGUCAAGUGGAGGCACUAUAUGUAUUUCUUCAUACGGUAUCAUCACGCAGCCCUUUUGUUUCUAUAUUUAUUGCAAAAAGGAGGAUUCAAGUUACUUACUGGUGAAUGAUCACUGCAGUUCACAGGGUAAACGACACAGAGCCCUUCCCAGAAUUCAAUGAUUGCUACGGAUGAUACAAUGUAGAAGUCAUGGAGUGUCAAAAUCUCUUCUUUCUGGUAAAAUUCAUCUUUAGACGGAGAGUUCUUCCUCCACCUUCAUUUUAAUUUCAUUUUUGUUUAAGAAAGACUCUCUUUUAAUGAAUAAAACACUUUAACAAUAGUCAAAAUUGGCGUUCCUCCUCUUUGAGAUAAAAUGAAUACUUUUUAUGGUUCUCAGAGAACCGUGCCCAGAGGUGGAAGUCCAAGGUUGAGAUAAAGAGAGUUAAAGCCCAUGUUAUUUGUAAUAUGAGUGCAAAACUGGGCAGUCGGAGAACAAAGUGACUGAAUUGAAUUAAUUUAAAUGUUCUUUUAAAUAUUUAAAUGCUUACAGAAGCUCUGCAUAGCAAACACUUGCUCCUGUGUACAUAUGUAUUACUAAACCUUAACCUAAAAUAACCCCCCCCCCCCAUCAUUUGCAAAUGAUCUUCUGAUUUUACCUUAUUUCUCCAUGGUGUGUUCUUGUUGAAUUGAUGCUUGAAACACGUGCUGCUGGUUUAGUGUUAAACUGCAGCAAUCCUCAGUAAAAUGGUGCGGUCACGUUAUUAGCGAAAUUUCACGAAAUGUUAAUUAAUUGUCAGUAGUGUAAGGAUGUAUGUUUACACAGAAAUCGAUUUCAAACCAAAUUUUCGCCACUUUCUGUUGGUCAGAGAGAAUCUGUGUGUGGGAAAUGGUUCGCCCUCACGCGAAAUUCCCGGUCACGUGGAAAAUUCGCUGAAGAACGGAAAAUGUGACCGCACCUUAACCUCUUAACUGUCACCGUCCACCCUGUGGGACGCCUACGUUUACUUCACUAUUUUACAAUUAAAUCCUAAUCUAAUCAUGACAAACUAUAUGUCGUUUGGAAAGGUCUAAGACUCCUAAAUAGAUAUUUUACCACUUUUUUUGUAAAAAAAUUAUGUAGGAAAAGUAAUAGAUUAAUUUAUGACAAGAGUGCACCUGAAAAAUCUACAUCAUAACAGGAGUUCUGACCUUUGUCACAGAAAGUCUUCUUUUUUGCCUUUUUCUCUGUCACGCUUUAGAAAUCAUAAGAAAUUAUAUAUCAGUUGAAAACUUAAAAUCUCAAAAUUCAUCCUUUGAAACCCAUUUUAAAAUCAGACAUUGCAUUACCAUGGAAAUGGUACAUCAAAAUCAUGUUGGAAAAUGUUUUCAUUCAUGAAUUAUAAAAAAAUAAGUUUGGAUAGUGCACUAUAAUGUCUCUGUUCAAAACUGUGAGUGACAGUUAAGGGGUUAAUGUAGGAAUCAAUAGAAAAAUGUUACUCUUUAAAACCUGUCUGUUAAUGCUGUUAUCGUCACAAUCUAUAUUCAUCAGACUGGGCCUUUAAUUGUUGAAUUGCAUGUUUUCUGUUUCUUUUUUUCUUCUUUGUUUUUGUAGGUCAGGGCAGUGCCUUACUAUGUGAAAUCAGACAUUAAUAUACGGUGCACAACCAAGCAUUCCUUCACUGUUGACACCUGCUUGUAAGCAUUAAACAAAAAUGCCUUAUGUU